Molecule: messenger RNA, 2399 nt
Organism: Octopus sinensis (East Asian common octopus)
Lineage: Eukaryota; Metazoa; Mollusca; Cephalopoda; Octopoda; Octopodidae
Product: solute carrier family 15 member 4-like
Exons: 9
Coding region: 165-2177 (670 amino acids)
Biological process (GO): transmembrane transport
Cellular component (GO): membrane
Molecular function (GO): transmembrane transporter activity
Source: RefSeq, a predicted model, not a curated record
CGCUGAUUUCGUUUCAGUUGUGACCCUGACAUUAUUUUAUAAGCAACUCAGCUGAGAUCAGCUGCAUGUGAUAAACGAAGAUGGCUUCUGUUUUGGUUCACGUCGUUUGUCUUUAGUUAUAAACAUCUGAGAGUUUUUCUAGCGGAGAGGAAAAAAGGGAUGAAAUGUCAGAAUCCGAUCCUUUAUUAUUUAGGGAGCGCAAUCCCAGCUUGUACAGCGAGAAAUUGACGAAUAAACCACCUUCGGUGAUCCUCACCGACGACAAUCAUACAUCGAAAUGCAAAACGAGAACCUCCUGUGCUGCUAUUUUAAUUGUGGAGGCCUGUGAAAGAAUUGCUUUUUACAGUCUUUUAGGGAACCUGGUGCUUUUUCUAAAUGAGAACCCCCUUCACUGGAAUGCCUACAAUGCUUCGUCUCUUUCCUUCUAUUUUCUGGGCCUCUCUUUUAUUACUUCUUUGCUGGGGGGUCUUAUCGCCGAUACCCUCCUCGGACGCUUCAAAGGACUCCUGUUUUCCUUCCUCAUCUAUGUUAUUGGUUAUUUCUUCCUUCUUUUCGUCGCGGCACCGGUCCACAAAGAUGGCAAGAAGAACGUCUUCUAUAAUUUUUGCCCCAGCCACACGCAAAACAGCAGUAUGCACAUUCCAAAUCUCUUUGAAGAAAACUGUUCGAUUCCUAUUUUCUUCAUUUUAACCACUGCUGCCAUUGGAAUCGGAUUUUUCAAAGCUAACAUCAUUCCUUUUGGCGCUGACCAGGUUCAAAACAAUUCACCUGUGAACAUCAGAAGUUUUUUCAAUUGGUUCUACCUGUCUUUGAAUAUUGGUGCCUUCAUCGGUCUUGGAGUGCUGACUUUUAUACAGCAAUAUUUUUCCUUUUUCUAUGGUUUUGCUGCAGCUCUUGGAACACUGGUAUUGGGAUUCGUUGUAUUUGUUGCAGGUCGAUGUUGUUACAAAGUUUCCCCGCCAAAUGGAAGUGUUCUUAUUAAUAUUUACCAAAUUAUAAACAAUGCCUUUGUCAACAGACGCAAGUGCAAACAGAAGCGGAUCACCUUUAGUUCCUAUAACUCGCAACUGGAUCAAAUCGAGGAUAAUAUGCACAAGAAGAGCUUUUUGGAUUUUUCUAAAGUUCGUUACGGAGGGCGCUUCCACGAUGCACUGGUGAACGAUGUAAAGGCUCUUGGGAAAGUUUUUAUCUUCUUCAUCGCCUUAAUUCCCUACUGGAUGGUGUAUUUUCAGAUGGAGACAACGUUUUUAGUGCAGGGGCUGCACAUGAGACUUUCAAUGCAAAAUGGCACUGAGACAGUGUUACAAAAUAAAAACUAUAAUUGCACACAAGCAACAGAAGUUAAUUAUCCAAAGGUAGCCGUAGCCUGGCUGUCCCUCUGUGAUGUUCUCCUCAUAUUCCUGAUCUUGCCUCUCAUGGAAAAAGUCAUCUAUCCUUGGUUUGAUUCCGUGGGUUAUUCAUUCACAUUGACUCAACGCAUCACCACUGGUAUGAUAUUCGCAGUCCUUGCAAUGGUUGCUGCUGGUGUGGUGGAAUUAUUUCGGCUACAACUGUCUACUAUGACCCUGACAACCAGUGCAAGUGUCACAUUAUUGAGCAGACUAUUGGCAACCUGGGCUUAUUUAAGCCCUUCGCUCCCAAUGAAGCAAAGGCUUACAACGACUUUUCUGGGCUGUCAGGGGCCCCUCUCUCAUCUUGCCCUUGGAGGGCAACACGAUCAAUUCUAUGCUGCAGACAUGAGCAUCUUCUACCAAGUUCCACAAUACGCCUUUCUUGGAAUCAGUGAAGUCUUUGCGAGUGUUGCAGGUCUGGAAUUUGCCUAUUCCAUGGCACCAACAUCAAUGAAAGGAAUAAUCAUGGGCCUUUUCUUGUUUUUCUCCGGUAUUGGCAGUCUUGUCAGCAUUGGUAUAAUACAAGCUCUGAAAGGAACUCUGUUCUUUGGUGAAGACUUUGGCGACAUCAACAUACGGAAGUGUGACCAGCAUGGCCGUGUCACUGAAGCCAACCAUCUUGACUAUUACUUCUUUGCCAUGGCUGUUUUCCUUGCUUUCUUCACCGUCGUUUUCAUCGUUGUUGCCCACUGCUUCAACUUCAGUAAGGCCUACCCCGUUUCCAAGUCGACGAGGGAUUCGAGGAGGAACAGGUUUGAGAGCGGUUCCAUUAACAGCAGCGAAUGAAAGGGCAGCAAGCAAGAGGAGGUAAAUCGGUCGACUCCUCAAACAAAAGACAGACCAGAAUCUUGCCAGUGGUGUGUGUGUGUGUGUUUGUGUGAGUGUGUCUAUGUAUGGGUGUGCAAGCGUGCGGGCAUGCAUGCGUGUUUGCUUUGAGAUAGAGCAAGGAGGAAAAAUCGCUCCGAACUUCAAUGUACUGUGAAGGAGGUGUGGAAAACAAACACGAAA